UACCGGAUCAGGUGCGGUAAUGUGAAGCGGGCGGUCACGUGACGUGAGCGGCAGUACACUGGGCGGCCGCGCUGGAAUCAACAGCUCGGAGGCAGUUUACAGGGCAAAGCUUGCGUCUGACGGUCUGCCAUGCUGGCUGCAUGUUGGGCGACUGAGGGCAGCACGUGAAGAUGAUGGUAGAGUGCGGCUGGGCACCUGUGACCUUCCGGGAGGUUCAGAGUUUCACCUGGCAAAACCCGAAGACUCAUCAAAGGAUGGAGAGAAUGCUGCUGUGGCUGCUGCUGUGCGGGACGGCGCUGCUGGGCCUCGGAGAAGCUCAGACCAUACCGUCAACCUCAUCAACUGCAACGAGCCCCAACAAUACAAAUAGCACCACAGUUGAGCCCCUCAAUAUUCCUGCCAUUGUUGCCCCCACUGUGAUUUGUGGCUGCCUGGUAAUUUUGGUCAUCUUCUUGAUCGUCUUCUUUAAAGUGCGUCAGAAACGACGGCUCGAGGGAACGUAUCGGCCCAGAGAGGAGGAGACGGAGGGGACACAAAAACAGCCGCCAAGCAACUUGAAACUGCCACCGGAGGAGCGCCUCAUUUAGGGACUUGAGUAGUGGGACACCUGCGGUGGCACUGCCACUCUAAGUGACUGCGAGAGACGCCUCCCGGAGGCCAAGCUGACGACGCGCUUCCUGUCAGGCGGUGGGAUGGUGCUUUGGUUCCAAUGUCCAGGGUGUAGGAAGGAGGAAUCCCACCGCUGGCACCAUGUGGAUAGCAGGCAGAGAAGAUCUGCUUUUAUCCGUUGGAUUGCGGGCUUUCAUUUUUACGAGGGCCCCUCUGGAGUGGCAUGUGACCACUCGGAGCUGCAGUUGCCUUUUUUAAAAAUUGUUCAGCCUGAGCCUGCGCCACACACAGAUGUAAGACUCGCACCUCUUUAAAUCAAGGUUUUUAAUAAAUUCCACAUUUUUAAUAUUAAUUUUCGAGUGUAAAAGGAUGCCCUGAUCAGUUAGUUGUAGUUUGUCAUGGGUGGGGUUCUGCGUGUUCUUCAUGGCAUGCGGCUGGUGGCCAUAUGGUGACAGGCCAGCAUCUGACGGCAUUUUACAGUAUUGACUACGUUGGCACCAUUAAUCGUGGGCUGCCACUAGGAGGUGUGUGUGCCGCCCCCUGCUGUUCACUGCCUGCUACUGAGCAGCUUGUGGUGUGACCUGAACAGCUGGACUGCAAAACUGAAAUAGCAAAGGAGAAGCAGCAGCAGCCCGUUCUCUAUCCACGUCUACUGCUAUUGGAGCGAUUUGGGCGUCUCGGCUGUCAAAAUCUAAAACGGGAGACCGAAGUGGGCGGCGGCUCACCUGCCUGUCUGUCCCUCUGUCUGUCUGUCUGUCUAUCAGACUGAGCUUCACCUUGACUCCCAUGAUGCCUUGCAGAGCCGUGUGCCUCUCUUAGGGUCUCUUUUUGAGCUCUGUGUGGCUCCGGGUUGGGGCGGGGCUUCACUUGCCCCACCCACUUUUAGUCUCCACCCACGCCAGCCCUUCUGGAGGCUCAGCAGGUGGCACUUUCACUGUUCACAAGUGGUGUCUUUUGUCUCACCUGGGCACACACCUCCCUUAGCUUUCUGGGUUAGUUUUCACUUUGGUCUUGGCUCGUGACUGGGUUUUAAAAAUGUAUUGUGGUGGUCUUGUGGGCCCCUGUGUUCACCCCCUGAGCCGUUGACUACCUGUCUUCACAUUUGUCUUGUUUAGGUGUCCGCUGAAUCGGAUGGGGCACACUUGAAUGUCAUGUGGGGUCCAGUGUGACGCCCGUGCUUUCAAGGACGUCCCCCUGUUGUUCUUGUUUUGUGACAGUAUGACAAGGCACUACAUCAAAGGGGGGGUCACUUUGCCUGCGGUUGUGUCCUCGUUGGUGUUAAACUGCAAGUGGUGGUCUGCUGUGAAGAGUAUGAGAGCCGAGAGAACUCCAUGACACUCAAUCCCCUCCGUUUGUAUUUGUGAACGAAGCCAAAGUGUGUGUUUUACCUGCCGUCUGUUUCAGGUUUUAAUUGUGACAAUAAACUUGAACUGAAUGACUCGG
Messenger RNA from Polypterus senegalus (gray bichir), 2052 nucleotides. Its product is annotated as protein crumbs homolog 3-like. The transcript has 4 exons. Bases 171 to 587 code for a protein of 138 amino acids. Lineage: Eukaryota; Metazoa; Chordata; Cladistia; Polypteriformes; Polypteridae. The record is from RefSeq and is a predicted model, not a curated record.